Messenger RNA from Pistacia vera, 4774 nucleotides. RefSeq names its product G-type lectin S-receptor-like serine/threonine-protein kinase CES101. The coding region runs from base 2360 to 4774 and encodes 804 amino acids. The record is from RefSeq and is a predicted model, not a curated record. Gene Ontology annotation, biological process: protein phosphorylation. Gene Ontology annotation, molecular function: ATP binding; protein serine/threonine kinase activity. NCBI's taxonomy places the organism in Eukaryota, Viridiplantae, Streptophyta, Magnoliopsida, Sapindales, Anacardiaceae. The transcript has 9 exons.
UCAACUACUCAUUACUAUCUGUUUGUUUCUUAAUUUGAGACAGAUUCUAGUAGAAAGAACAUUUUGAAUUUGAAAAAACGUUUAAGUAUAAUUGAAGGAAUCGCUCAAGGACUUAUUUAUCUCCAUAAAUAUUCAAGAUUAAAAGUGAUUCACAGAGACUUAAAAGCCAGCAACAUAUUACUGGAUGACCAAAUGAAUCCAAAAAUAUCAGAUUUUGGAAUGGCAAGAGCUUUUGGGGUGAAUGAGUUAGAAGCAAAUACAAACAGAAUUGUUGGAACGCAUGGCUACAUGUCUCCAGAGUACGUUUUUAAUGGCGUUGUCUCAAUGAAAACUGAUGUAUAUAGUUUUGGAGUCAUGGUAUUAGAAAUUGUGACUGGUAAGAAGAAUAACGGUUGCUAUGAUACAGAGCGUCCACUCAACCUUGUUGGAUAUGCAUGGCAGCUGUGGAAUGAAGGUAAAGGUUUAGAAUUGAUUGACCAAACAAUGGACGAAUCUUGCUCUACCAAUGAAGUGUCGAGAUACCUGAAUGUAGGUCUCUUGUGCGCGCAAGACCAGGCAAAGGAUAGGCCAACAAUGUCGGAGGUUGUUUCCAUGCUUACAAACGAGACUAUGGUUCUACCUACACCAAAGCAACCGGCGUUUUUCAUUAAUAAUAUUAUUUCUGAAGUGCCUGAAGUUCCUAAAAACAGGUUUGAAAUUUGUUCAGCAAAUAACGUAACAAUAUCAAAGAUGGAAGGAAGAUAGAAAUAGUUGUGUGGGCAUAAGUGCAUAAAUACAAUCAUGAAGGCACAAAGUUGAGAAUUACUUAGGUUUUCAAACUACUUUCAUUUAUUUACUUGUUAAGCCAUCAGACUUGACUCUCCAGUCUCUCCUGAAGGCUGAAGUCGAUAGUCAAUGAGGACAGCUCUUGCCAUAAUAGCUUAAUUUACUUGUUAAGUAUAACAUUCCAGUAAUAUUAAUUCAAGCAAAGCCUCAUUUAAACUUGGGUCUAAAUUUGAAUGUGCGUAAAUGAUAUAUUAACAGUGGGUAAAGGCAUAAACGUGGGCAACAAUUAGAAUGAGAAGAAAAUAAAUAGUAAAUGUUUAGUAAAUGAAUGUCUCUUGAGAAGAAUCAUCAAACUAAUUAUUUCUUUUAGUGAAGAUUUAAGAAAUUAAAAUAAUUUUUUUUUUUACUUUUCAAAGUGAUUAUAUAUCUAUCUAUGAUGGUUGAGGAUUGAGGGGGCACUAUUAAUUGUCUGCAUCAAACUGUCUUGGGCAGUUUGGAAUAUUUAUAAGCUAUAAAAGUCCUCAAAUUUUGUCAAAUGAACCUUCCAAGAAAAUCAACGAAAAACUAUUAAAGUUAACACUUGACAGACUUGAUUUCAAUUGUUCUUUUACUAAAUUCAUUGCAUGAGCUUGUACACAGAGCACGCAGAACCCAUUUCUGCAUGUACAUGAUUCUAUUGAUGGUGAGAAGAGGAAGGCAUGAAAUCCUCUUGAGCUUUUCAUGCUUCAUACUUCUCUUGGCGACUCACUUUGAUUUGUUAGACUUAUUCUGAAAACUAUUACCACAAUACUUCAAGUAAAAACAGAGCUUUUGGCAUACACUAGAAGACAGCCAGACAGAAGACUUUUGUUUACAAGACAAGGCUUGAUUGAUGAUCUUGAAUAAUUAGAGGUUAUGUAAGUCCUCUUCCGAAAGAACUAAAAUAUAUGUAGGGUGGUUGAGGAUUGUGGGGCAGUAAUGAGUGUCCCGUAGGACUAAUUUAAAAGAAGGCAGUUUAGAAUAUUCAAAAGUUACACAUGUCCUCCUAAUUUGACAAUAUCAACACCUGAAGUCAAUAGUCUUUUGAACUUUCCAUAUAGCUUGUACUAAGGAUCAUUUCUUCAUGUUCACAAUAUGGCUAGAAACGGAACAAAUCGCAUCCUUUUGAACUUUUCAUACCUUAUGCUUCUGUUUGGAGCUUCUUAUUCCCAAACAGACAAAUUACUUCAAGGCCAACUUUGGAAGACAAAGCACAAAGGCGUAACCUGACCGGACUCUGAUUGGAACGAAACGUAUUUGAGAAAGACAUCUAUCUCUUAGUAACGGUCAAAGCAAUUCGACGAAAUUAAGUCGAAAAUACAUAUUUAUGGUUGACUAGAAUACUGAAAAGUUGAUACAAGAGUAGUGGACUUUUCAAAGCAGAUAGACAUAAAUAAUAGACCAAAAUCACUAUAAUUGAUUAGAUAAAAUAAUCUGAAAUACCAUAAGGUAAUUAAUAUGAUAAAUAGUUAUAAAUUCAUUCACCAGCAACCCGAGAGCUUGAAAACCAAAAUCAUUUACCCAACAACCCGAGAGCUUGUACUGCGACUCAUUUCUGCAUUACAUAAUUCUAUUGAUGGCUAUUAAAGUAAGAAAUCAAAUCCUUGUGAGCCUUUCUUGCUUCAUCCUCUUGAUGCAGCAUUCAUAUUCUCAGACGCCGAGAGACAGUAUAAUGCCAGGCAAACCGCUUACAGAUGGGGAAACGCUGGUUUCAGCUUAUGGGAAAUUCAGGCUUGGUUUCCGUGGUUUCUCUAGACAUCGUUACUUAGGAAUAUGGUACCAUAGGACAGAUUCAACAGAUUAUUAUAAAGAGAUCAUAUGGGUUGCCAACAGGAACAACCCAAUCUUAGGUACUGGAAGUAAUCUUACUAUAGACAGUACAGAUGGCAAUCUGAAAAUUUUACCGAACGGGACAGAUCCUAUCGUAAUAAGUUCGAUUCAAGCAGCCGGUAAUACAAGUGCUACUCUUCUAGAAACUGGCAAUUUUGUGCUCUAUGAAAUGAAUUCGGAUGGAUCUAAUAGGCGAGUGCUGUGGCAAAGCUUUGACCAUCCGACAGAUACACUUCUGCCUGGAAUGAAAAUAGGAGUUAACUUACAAACUGGGCACAAAUGGUUUCUUCAGUCUUGGAUUUCCUAUUACUCUGCUGCUCAAGGUUCAUUUACCCUUAGCAUGGACCCCAAUGUCUCAAACCAGUUGAUCAUGAGUUGGCGUGGGGAUGUCUAUCGGACGAGUGGGUAUUGGCUUAAUGGUCACUUCAACUCCUCUAGACCGUGGGCUACUGGCACUUACAAGUUUAAUUAUACAUCAAAUGAAGUAGAAAAAUUCUUCACUUAUUCUUUAAUACAAGAAUCUGACGUAUCAUUUCCGAUGAUCAAAAUGAAUUUCGACGGUUCACUUACAGAUCAUGGCGAGUACCCUCUUUCACAAUGUGAUUAUCGCACUUUAAUUAGAACUUCUCGGUCUGGGAACUAUGCGGCAUGUUGGAAUGGGAAGAUUCCCUCGUGCAGGUCAAGUGUUAAUAGUUUCAAUGGCAAUUAUGGUUUCAUGUCAGGUGAUGGGUUCAAGUUCAAAGAAAGUGACAACAUGACCUUCGCUGACUGCUUUGCCAAAUGCUUCAGUAAUUGUUCUUGUGUUGCCUUUGCUACUACUCUAAGUGGUGGCUGUGAGAUCUGGGGCACGGAGACAAACUUCACGGAGACAGAGACAAACUUCACGGAUUUCCUCAUCUUUGGUAAUCGUGUUCGUCCAAUAUUCACGGAAGCUAAACCGGAAAUUCAUGAAGUACCUAAAGAAAAGAAUGGGUCGCUGUCUAUCAUUGCAAUAGCAGGAGCUCUACUUGCGAUCGUGUACUGUCCCAUGAGCUAUCUGGGAAGGCGAUUAAAAUACAAUCGCGAGCGUUAUGAGCAAAAGUGGUGGAAGUUUUUGAUCAUUGUGAUAGCAAUCGCUUUAGUGUUACCAGUACUGUGCUACUUAUGCUAUUUGAUAUGGAGAAAUUCCAAGGCAAAAGUGGAACGCAUAAGGAACCGAAGGAAGUUAUUAGGCGAACUUGGAGGUGAUGUGUCUCUUCCCCUAACAUCUGGUGACGGUAGAACAGAAGAAAAAGAUCAGAAUGUGACGCACAAGCUGAAGUUAUUUGAUUUUCAAACCAUUGCUGCUGCUACAAACAACUUCUCAACUUCUCAACUUCACAAUAAUCUUGUUAGGCUUUUAGGAUGCUCACUCCAUGGAGAAGAAAGAAUUUUAGUCUAUGAAUACAUGCCUAACAAAAGCCUGGAUUUCUUUAUUUUUCAUUCUGAUAGAAAGAAUCUAUUAAAUUGGAAGAAGCGGUUCAACAUAAUUGAAGGAAUUGCUCAAGGACUUCUUUACCUUCACAAAUAUUCAAGAUUAAGAGUGAUUCACCGAGACUUAAAAACAAGUAACAUUUUACUCGAUAACCAGAUGAAUCCAAAAAUAUCUGAUUUUGGAAUGGCUAAAAUUUUUAGAUUUGAUGAACAUGAAGCAAAUACGAAAAGAGUUGUUGGAACAUAUGGCUAUAUGUCUCCAGAGUAUGCCAUGAAUGGUGUUGUCUCAAUCAAAACUGAUGUGUUUAGCUUUGGAGUCUUAGUACUGGAAAUUGUAAGUGGCAAGAAGAACAAUAGUUGCUAUCAUACUGAACGCCUACUCAAUCUCGUAGGAUAUGCAUGGCUGCUGUGGAAUGAAAGAAAAGGCUUAGAGCUCAUAGAUCCAGGACUUGAGGAUGGAUCAAGCUCUCCUAAUGAAGUACUGAGAUGCAUUCAUGUAGGUCUCUUGUGUGUGCAAGACCAAGCAAUAGAUAGACCCACAAUGUCUGAUGUUGUUUCCAUGCUCACAAAUGAAUCUUUACUCCUGCCUGCGCCAAAACAACCAGCAUUUUAUGUCAGUGAUACUAAUGAAGUGCCAGAAAUUGCUGAAAUUAACUCAGAAAAUUGUUCCACUAAUAAUGUAACAAUUUCCGAGAUAGAGGCUAGAUAG